Molecule: messenger RNA, 2267 nt
Organism: Phasianus colchicus (ring-necked pheasant)
Lineage: Eukaryota; Metazoa; Chordata; Aves; Galliformes; Phasianidae
Gene: DEF8
Product: differentially expressed in FDCP 8 homolog
Source: RefSeq, a predicted model, not a curated record
CCGGCGGCCCGGUGCCGGUGCCGGUGCGGGCGGUGCCGCGGGGUGCCGGCGCCGCGUCCCGCAGGGCGAUGGCGUACGACGAGAGGCUGGCGCGGUUCCGGCAGGCGCACCUCAACCCCUUCAACAAGGGCCCGGAGCCUCCCGGUGGUGGCGGCGGCGGCGGGGCGGGCGAGGACGAUCCGCUGCCUCCCGGUGCUCCCCCGCUGGAUGCGGCCCGGCGGCACGAACCGGGCCGGGCGGACGGGGAGAGCUCGGAGCGGCCCAUGGACCUGGGCCUGGCGGAGGACCACUUCUCUCGGCCCGUGGGUCUGAUCCUGGCGCCCGACGUGCAGCAGCUGCGCCGCGCCAUCGAGGAGUGCCGCCGCGCCAUCCUGGCGCUGCCCGAACACUCGGAGCGGCAGAAGGACGCGGUGGUGCGGCUCAUCCACCUCCGCCUCAAACUGCAGGAGCUGCAGGACCCUGAUGAAGAGGAACCCAACAUCCGUGUGGUGCUGGAGCACCGCUUCUACAAGGAGAAGAGCAAGAGCGUCAAGCAAAUGUGUGACAAGUGCAGCACCAUCAUCUGGGGCCUCAUCCAGACCUGGUAUACUUGCACAGGGUGCUACUAUCGGUGCCACAGCAAGUGCCUGCCCCUGGUCACCAAACCCUGCGUCAGGUCCAAGGUGAGCCACCAGGCCGAGUACCAGCUCAGCAUCUGCCCUGAGAGCGGGCUGGACAGCCAGGACUACCGCUGUGCCGAGUGCCGGGCCCCCAUCGCCCUCAGGGGGGUGCCCAGUGAGGCCCGACAGUGCGACUACACCGGCCUCUACUACUGCAGCAGCUGUCACUGGAAUGACCUGGCUGUCGUCCCCGCCCGUGCCAUCCACAACUGGGACUUCGAGCCCCGCAAGGUGUCCCGCUGCAGCAUGCGGUACCUGGCGCUGAUGGUGUCGCGGCCCGUGCUGAAGCUGCGGGAGAUCAACCCUCUGCUCUUCAACUACGUGGAGGAGCUGGUGGAGAUCCGGAAACUGCGCCAGGACAUCCUGCUCAUGAAGCCAUACUUCAUCACCUGCAAGGAGGCAAUGGAGGCACGGCUGCUGCUGCAGCUGCAGGACCGACAGCACUUUGUAGAGAACGACGAGAUGUACUCGCUGCAGGACCUCAUUGACAUCGAGGCUGGGCGCCUGAGCUGCUCCCUAACUGAGAUCCACACCCUCUUUGCCAAGCACAUCAAGCUGGACUGUGAGCGUUGCCAAGCAAAAGGCUUUGUGUGUGAGCUUUGCAAGGAGGGCGAUGUGCUUUUCCCCUUUGACAGCCACACCUCAGUGUGCACUGACUGCUCUGCCGUCUUCCACAGGGACUGCUACUACGACAACUCCACCACGUGCCCCAAGUGCGCCCGGCUGAGCCUGCGCAAGCAGUCCCUCUUCCAGGACUCUGUGGCCGAGGCAGAGCCCUAAGUGAGGGCCCAUCUCCACAGCCACCGGGGCCCCGCGAUGGACAGAUGGCCACGAAGGCUGCCCUGCAAACUUCAGUUCUGCCACUCACGUGGGGCCAGGACUUGUGCUGGGCGGGGGUCCUGCACUUUGCCACCUGCAGCCACAUUAUGUGGGCGAGCAUGCUGGCAGAGCCGGAGGAACGGGCUCUUCCAGGAAGGGCGAGGGUGCCUCUAUGGGGCUGAGGUUUCCACGUGCUCCCAAAGGGCUGGGCAUGGUGUCUUCGGGAGAACCGGGGGGUCCUACCCUGGUGGGGCUGCCGGCAGCCACCACGUGCAGAAAUGUGCUCUGGGUGAACACUACCUGGUUGGAUGCUGCCGGUCUGGGGGGAAAGCAUCUCUUCUUCCUCCCCUGCAUUAUGGGACGCAUUAGAACACUGAAGGCCGGGGCUGAGGGAUGCUGGGGGGGGGGGUUUAAGGGCAGUGCUAGUGUGUGACACUACGUCAGGGGUGGGGCACACCACUGCCUCUGCUUUUGCAAUUGCUCACUGCUGCUCGCGGGAGCCCCUACUGCACAUGCUGUCCCCCAACACCACUCCUGCAACACUUGCCCGGUCUGUCGCAGCUGCGUCGCCUCUUUGCACAGCGCCGCAGUCACAAUUCUGCCCUGGGGCUGCUCCUGGAAGAGGGGGGUAGGGCUGAGGGAGCUUUGGUGGGCACUGUGGAAGCAAUGGGAUGGGCUCUCAUGGAUGAGGUCUGGCUCUGCCCCAGUGCCAGCUUCCCCGCAUCCCUCCUCCUAGCUUUCCCUAUGCUCAGUUCUGCUCCUGCAGAGGCUCCCCACAUCCCCCCUCCC